Messenger RNA from Temnothorax curvispinosus, 1375 nucleotides. Its product is annotated as putative transferase CAF17 homolog, mitochondrial. Gene Ontology annotation, cellular component: mitochondrial matrix. The coding region runs from base 115 to 1251 and encodes 378 amino acids. The record is from RefSeq and is a predicted model, not a curated record. The transcript is spliced from 2 exons. Lineage: Eukaryota; Metazoa; Arthropoda; Insecta; Hymenoptera; Formicidae. Gene Ontology annotation, molecular function: protein binding.
CUGAGCACUGAGCAGUGGGCUCCUUUCAAGUUGUCGGAUCGUAUAAUUGGAAUUGAUUGGAACAAGCGUGAUCGAAUCACCACAUAGAUAAAUAAAAGACCGUUUCAAAUCCGCAUGACAUCCGCCACGAUGAUUGACCGUGUUAGUCGCUUCGUUCUCCAAAUGCGCAAGCGAAGUAAAAGGAUCAGUGGCCACCAGCGGUACGCGAUUAGACACAGUUCCACCCAACGGCCCCCACGUGAUGGCAAGAUCCUAGAGCACUUAAGCGACAGGAGUGUACUGCGCGUAAGUGGCAACGAGGCCUCCACCUUCCUCCAAGGAUUGAUCACGAACGAUAUGAAGUAUCUUGACGAAGGGGCGCCUAACAUCUACACGUUGUUCCUGAAUAUCCGAGGCAGAGUGAUGUGCGACGCUAUUGUGUACAAGAGCGAGGAGAGCAACUUGUAUUACGUGGAAUGCGAUUCACUGAUUAUCGAUUCCCUGCAGAGACACUUGAAGAUGUAUCGUGUGAGACGAAAGAUAGAUAUAGAACAUGUAGGGGAUAAAAUCAACGUUUGGUCGAUGUUUGGUUCCACGAAACAUUUGGAUAAUGGAGUUGCAGCGACCGAGACGGGAAAACAUAAGCUGGAAGGAAUGAUAUUUCCAUGUGGCAAGCUAAACAGUAAAGCCAGCAAGUUUGUCGAUAAUGUUAUGAUAUACGAAGAUCCUAGGUUGCCCGAUUUAGGCUUGAGAAUUCUCGCCGAGUCGCAGAUUAGCAGACACGAGAUAAUCAAACAUCUAGACGCCGACAUACCUCCGUCGGAAAGUCUCGCGGAUUAUAAGGCGUUUCGAUAUAAAUUAGGAGUAGGGGAGGGCGCACACGAUCUUCCGCCCGGAAAAGCAUUGCCCCUGGAGAUCAAUUGCGAUUACCUACAUGGCGUUAGUUUUCGCAAGGGCUGCUACAUCGGUCAGGAAUUAACCGCGCGCACAUAUCACACGGGUGUGGUCAGGAAACGCCUGAUGCCUCUAUUGUUUGAUAAUGUUAUAGAUAAGUCGCUUGCGUACGACGAGAAAAUUCUCAACGAAUCUGGCAAUGCGGUAGGAAAGUUCCGAGGAUGCGUCGCUAAGUACGGAUUAGGUUUGAUGCGUAUCAAUGAGUCCCUUAGUGCUCGACAGCUUAAUGUAUCCGGUAUAAACGUAAGGGUGGUCAAACCUGCGUGGUGGCCCCAAGAAUCACAAACAGAAACGGGUUCUCUCAAAGAUACAAAAUAACAUCGUGAUGUUUCCUUUGUGGAGCAUAUAUAACGAACUUUUAUGUAGAGUACACACAUAUAUGCGUGAUACGUAAAAUUGUACUAUAUUUUCACAUAUAAAAUAAAUUUUUCUGUGUUCAAAA